Molecule: messenger RNA, 739 nt
Organism: Dioscorea cayenensis subsp. rotundata (Guinea yam)
Lineage: Eukaryota; Viridiplantae; Streptophyta; Magnoliopsida; Dioscoreales; Dioscoreaceae
Product: eukaryotic translation initiation factor 4E-1-like
Exons: 6
Coding region: 35-739 (234 amino acids)
Biological process (GO): translational initiation
Cellular component (GO): eukaryotic translation initiation factor 4F complex; cytoplasm
Molecular function (GO): RNA 7-methylguanosine cap binding; translation initiation factor activity
Source: RefSeq, a predicted model, not a curated record
CACCGAAAUCGUCGCAUCUGAGAUCGAUCCAGAGAUGGAAGAGGAGACGAAGAUCAAGGCUGAGGAGGAGGAGGAGGAGGAGGAGGACGACGACGAAGCGGCGGCAUUGGCCUUCGAUGACGAUGCUUCGUCGCCGGUGGUGGAAGAGGUGACGCAUGGACGAGGUUCACUGAAUGAGAAGCAUUUGCUGGAGAAUCGAUGGACGUUUUGGUUCGAUAAUCCAUCUGGGAAAUCAAGGCAGGUGGCGUGGGGUAGCACCAUUCGCCCUAUUCACACCUUCUCCACUGUUGAGGAUUUCUGGGGUGUGUACAACAAUGUGCGUCGCCCAAGCAAGCUGGUUGUGGGAGCAGACUUUCAUUGUUUCAAAUAUGGCAUAGAGCCCAAAUGGGAGGAUCCAACCUGUGCCCGUGGAGGAAAAUGGACCAUAAGCUGCCCUAAGGGAAAAGCUGAUAGCUGGUGGCUGUACACAUUGCUGGCAAUGAUUGGAGAGCAGUUUGAGUAUGGUGAUUAUAUAUGCGGAGUAGUAGUUAAUGUACGAGCGAAACAGGAAAAGAUUUCUUUAUGGACACAAAAUGGUUCAGAUGAAGUUGCUCAGGCAAGCAUUGGCAAACAGUGGAAGGAGUUCCUUGACUACAAGGAAAACAUUGGUUUUAUUCUUCAUGAUGAUGCAAAGAAGCAUGAUAGGGUUUUUGCGAAAGAGUCGAUAUCAGGUUUUCACCUCAUAGAAGCUAACAAGUGA